AUGAAUAUGUUGGAUGAUGAAGAUGACCAAAGCUUUCACGCUACGCGUGACGGCUACUCCCAUUUGAGCGAUGUCGAAUGGGAUGCGGUUGAACGAAUGGGUUCGACCAUGGGCAUCCAUGCUGUUAGCGUCAUGCUAGAGGCUCUCAAUAGAGAUGCCCAACAUGCUACUAUCGCCAAGUUCAUUCAAAAUGAACUUGACGCAGAACGCGAGAAAGUAGCCUUGCUUCACCAACAAGGUUCUCAACAAGCAGAGUUGUUGAGAGAACAAGGUGCUCAACAGUUUGAACUGUUGAGACAGCAGCAGGCUGCUGCUGGCGGGUCGAUGCACUCGCGUCGGCCCGAGACUUUGAAGAUUGACAUCUCAAAGUAUAGGGGGGUCGAAGAAGACUCCCUCUUGAGAUGGUUCGUCGAAUUGGAUGACGCCAUAAGGGCGCGUCGCAUCGACGACGGGGAUAUGCAAGUUGCAUUUGCACAGUCAAAUCUGGCAGGACGUGCCAAGACUUGGGCACUGGGGCUCAAGCUGCACGACCCAUAUGCGUUUGGGUCGUUGGAAGUCUUCAAGUCGCGGCUCAGACAAACGUUUGAACCGCCUAGAGCUGAUUUCAGAGCUCGAACCGAACUCUUGAAGCUCAAGCAGGGUAAGCGUGAUGUGCACGCUUACGCUCAACAUAUACGACAUCUCACGAGUUGUAUAAGUUCCAAUCCGGUAGAUGAACACACGUUGGUUUCGGUGUUCAUGCAGGGUCUUGCGGAUGGUCCCGUCAAGACUCACCUGUUCCGGCUUGAACUAGAUUCACUAGAACAAGCCAUUUCAAUUGCGGAGCAGGAAGACUUCAGUCUGAGACAGGCUCGCGCCAGCUCGACAUCAUAUCGUCAACCGAGACGAUAUGACAACGGAGGUCCAGAGCCGAUGGAACUCUGUUAUGUAGAGAGCGAGAAGGCUCGCUCUACAGGCUACAAGAAGUUGCAGAGAUGCAACAGAUGUCAAAAGACAGGACACUACGCUUACGAGUGUAGUGCCCCUCGUCCAGUGUCUCGCGACACUGGGCGUAGUGACCGUCCACCCAUGAGAAAGGGGCAGGGACGAGGGUCCGCAGUUGGUGCAAAGACGCAACAACGGGAAGGACCGUCAAAAAACGGACAGGGAUCAGUAGGUGCGGAGCACCCUACUGAUCCAGCAACGUCAAGAGAAUUUGUAGGCCUCUUGAUGAAGGUUGCUCCCAACACACAGACAUUGUGCGUUGCUGCUCUAGGUAAUGAGAUCUCACUCAUUACCUUGAAACUCGAAGUGACGAAUAAGUUGUCCCUUCGAGCUCUAGUCGAUUGUGGGGCGUCCAACAAUUUUGUGCGACGCCAAUCGCUAGAAGAUGGUCACUUUAAAUUCAGUGAAUGUGACACACCUCCUACGAGGAUGACGGUACGUCUUGCGACAGGCGCAUCCGUAACCGUCAUGAAGCGUAUAGUGAAGAUUCACUAUACGCUAGAAGAUACCCAAUACGACGAUGACUUUAUCGUAUUGGAUUUGGAUGACAAAUUUGAUGUCAUCCUUGGAAUACCGUGGCUCAGAAGGUACGAACCACGGGUAAACUGGCAACAUCGGACAGUAACGAUGCCUGCCGCUUGUUCAUCAGAUGGCCAUCUGAUGAACGUUUUGGAGCGUCCACAAGCGUGUGGAUGUACUACGAGUGAGUGCGAUGGCCUCACUUGUGGUACGGUCGUUAGUACGACUGCACAAAACCUUAGUGUACCAAACGGUUACACUUCGGAGCAAAGUUCCGGCGGCUGUGAGGAAACACAGGCUGCGCCGAAGGUCCACCACUCGAAUAAGUCGGGUGGACUGGGACAAAGAUGUAUCCCUAGAGGGGAACAUCUAGAAGAGAAACAAUCGAUCGCUCAGGUUAAGCGAAACGAUAAUCCUAGAUCGACUGGAGAGUCUUUCGUAGAGGAUCUCGCUGUGGUUGCGCAACCCCAGCUAGAGGAAGUAAAGGGAAUAAGUCCCAAGAUUACAAAUACGGCGGAAAUAAGUUCCCCGAAACCCGCGGGAAUAAGUCCCCGGGAAGACGAAGGAAUAAGUCCUUCGAAGCCUGAGGGAAUAAGUCCCCAGGAAAUGACAGAGACAUUGAAUGUCAUAGUCAAUAACGGAUCAUGUGUAGGCGCUUAUACACUUGAUCUGAUUGCGCCUCCGAAGUUAACUUCGGAGAUCACUCAGUUGCCAACGCUCGAACAUAAAAGAUUCUUGCGUGAUCUGCGUAGUGGCAAAGUCAAGCAGAUCUGCAUACUCGUCGCUGAAGACGAGUAUGUAACCGACAUAAGGUCAGCAACAGUGUUUACUGAGAACGAGAGAGUUCUCAGUAGUUCAUCUAUGGACGAGAGUGUCCUAGAUGAAAAGACACGAAUUGAGCGAUAUGAGUCCCAAUCAUGGGAAUCGCUCAAGGAAAAUCAUCUCUAUGAAGAUUUGGUUGAAUUCAAGGAUGUAUUCCCUGAAACUGUUCCGUGCGAAUUACCGAAGGAUAAAGGUAUUCGACACGAAGUCGAGCUUAAACCAGGCUCGAAGUACUGUGUCAUGAAGCAGUGGCCACUGCCUCGUGAACAAGUACUUGCGAUCGACAAGUUCUUUGCCGAUCGUUUAGCAGCGGGCCAUGUGAGGGAAUCAACUUCCCCACAUAGCUCUCCGACCUUCUGUGUGCGAAAAGCAACAGGAGGGUGGCGGAUAGUGCACGCGUUUAACAAAUUGAACGCUGCAACGGUACCGGCUCAGACGCCGAUACCGAGGAAGGACGUAAUCAUUGAUGGUAUGUCAAAGAGUACCAUCUUUUCGUCCAUGGAUUUGAUGGAUGGCUUCUAUCAAAUCCUAAUGCGGGAACGGGAUAUACCCUAUACCGCAGUUAGCACGCCUAGCGGCAUGCUCUGGGAAUGGCUAGUAAUGCCACAAGGGCUCAGUAAUGCCCCUGCCACGUUCAACAGGUGUGUAUCACAUCUGUUGAGGCCAGUACGAGAAUUCGCGCCGAGUUAUUUCGAUGACGUAUUCAUCCAUAGUCGAGCUAUGGAUGGAAAGUCGGACGUUGAGGUUCACAAGUACCACGUCCGACAAGUUCUUACAAUCAUGCGAAAGCAUCAAUUGUAUGCAAACCUCAAGAAGUGUAUAUUUGCAGCAAGCGAAAUACCACUUCUUGGGUGCAUCGUUGGUAAGAACGGUGUACGUCCUGAUCCCGAAAAGAUCAAGGCGAUCACCGACUGGCCCGUGCCGGUCGAUGUCAAAGGUCUUCGAAAAUUCCUUGGGCUAGCGGCGUAUUUGCAUAAGUAUUCACGCAAUUACGCCGAGAUGACUGUACACCUCUCUCGUUUGUUGAAAAAGAACGAGAGGUGGUUAUGGAACGCUGAAUGUCAACGCUCCUUUGAGGGUAUCAAGCAGAGCUUGAUACAAUCCCCAGUCCUAGCAAUAGCCGAUCAGGACAGGCCAUUUCAUGUGGUCUGUGAUGCCAGCGAUUUCGCAAUCGGCUGUGCAUUAAUGCAGUACGACCUUGAAGGCGUUGAACGCGUCGUCUGCUAUCAGUCGCGUCAGCUGCAACCAGCUGAGCGGAACUAUCCAGUGCAUGACAAGGAACUCCUUGCCAUGAAGUAUGCACUCGCGAAGUUCAGAGUCUAUCUAUUAGGAGAUAGACCCUUCGUUGUUUACACUGACCAUGCGUCCUUACGCACGGCAGUGAACAGCCCGCACCUUUCACAACGAAUGGCGCGGUGGUUGUCAUUCUUUGCAGAAUACAACUUUACGGUCGAGUACAAACCAGGACGACUUAAUGUCGUCGCUGAUGCACUCUCACGUCGUCCCGACUUUGAAACAGUCGCGAAACCCAACAGUGAGACAGUCACUGUUGCGGUUAUGACGUCCUCAGUUCCAUCUACAACGUUGUAUGAUGAUGUGAGGCGGGCAUACGCCCAAGAUGGUGAGAUAGUGAAGUUGUUGUCACAUCUCUCCCAACCAUCUCGAGAAUCGUUGAAACGAUUGUCGUCUGCGUAUCGAUCUGCAUCAGAUCGAUACACUACUCGUAACGGUUUACUGUACUAUACAGCCGUUUCUGGUGACACACCACGUGUUGUCAUUCCAGAUGAUACUGAUCUGCGUUUGCGGAUCAUGUUCGAGUAUCACGAUGCUCCUAUAGGAGGACAUCGUGGCCGAGAGAAAACAUAUCUCACGGUACGUCGAGACUUUUACUGGCCCCGCCAGUAUCAGUUUGUGCGAAAGUAUGUUCGCGCAUGCGAAGUCUGCCAACGAGUGAAGUCAAGUCCUUCACUGCGUGCACCUUUACAGCCUCUACCGGUUCCGGCUGAGUGCUGGGAAUCCAUCUCAAUGGAUUUCGUCUUCGGGUUACCCAAAGACGCACGCGGGAAUACGGGUAUUCUCGUAUUUGUUGACAGAUUCAGCAAAAUGGUACACCUUGUGGCUGUACCAGAGACAAUCACGGCAAGUGGCUGUGCUUGUGUCUUUAUUGACACCAUCUUCCGACUUCAUGGGUUGCCCCGUGAACUCGUAUCAGACAGAGAUCCACGAUUCACUGCUGAUUUCUGGCGUUCCGUGUUCAAAUCACUCGGAACGCGCUUGAAGAUGUCAACAUCUGAUCAUCCAGAGUCAGAUGGUCAGACGGAACGUGCCAAUCGUGUCCUUGAAGAGAUACUUCGAGGAUACGUACACUCCUUUAAGAGUUGGAGUGAGUUUUUGCCGAUGGUAGAGUUUGCCAUCAACAACUCGGUGCAUGCGUCCACGACACAUACACCGUUUUACGUGAAUGGCCUGCGCCAUCCGCGUGUACCCACCUUACUAGAGUGUAACUCUGGUUUAAGGGGGGGAGGGACUCGCGCGAGCAAAAACCGAUUUGGUUCACGCUCAUCACGCUCUGACGAAGAAGUCAUUGCGUUUGAUGCCGAUAUCGAUAACAUCAAUAUCGAAGAAGAUGAUGCCAGUGAGAGUGCGGAAGCCCUCACUGAAGAAGAUGAUGCCAGUGAGAGUGCGGAAGCCCUCACUGAAGGAAAGGUUGAUGUUGCUGCAGUGCGCUCACAGCACACUGAAGCUAACGAGUCAUCAGAUGAGUUCAUACUGGCUCGUGAAACGGUAGUCCGUUUUGUGCAAGACUCCAUCGCCGAAGCGGUGACUUAG
Messenger RNA from Peronospora matthiolae, 5154 nucleotides. NCBI's taxonomy places the organism in Eukaryota, Oomycota, Peronosporomycetes, Peronosporales, Peronosporaceae. The record is from the annotation of a GenBank genome assembly.